Molecule: messenger RNA, 2031 nt
Organism: Mytilinidion resinicola
Lineage: Eukaryota; Fungi; Ascomycota; Dothideomycetes; Mytilinidiales; Mytilinidiaceae
Exons: 1
Coding region: 1-2031 (676 amino acids)
Source: RefSeq, a predicted model, not a curated record
AUGUCUCUUUUGGCUGCAAGCAAAAACCUUGACGAUGCCGACAACAGACGCGCUCUCUGGAAAGCCUAUAGCUUCGCGAAACAAGCCCAUCCGAGCUUGCUGCAGUAUAUACCGGAUCGAGCUUGGGACCUGCUGUGGGAAACGCAAUCCGCCAUAACCCCGGCCAACCCGAACUGUAUGGAGCAUCAAAUACAACUAGUGCAAGACAUGAAGUCAAUCGGCAGACCUCCGACAGUUGCUCAGAAUAUCGCCGAACUUGAGGCGACGUUUAUGACUGGAGAGCACGAGACUGCAAUACAAAGAUGGGAGGAAGAAUACAACACGAGGACUGCGAAAUCUGCUCAUGGCUACAAGCCUGAAUAUCUGGAUCUAGGCGUUCGGAUGUAUGCGCUUACAGGUAAUGCGCAACGGGCCCGCGAGGUUAUGGAUGAGCUAUACCAGGCAUACCCGGGAUCAGACCCGCGUCUCAUGAUAGGAGUCGUUCGUGCACACACACGAAUUCAAUAUGUCCCGGAUUACAUUUGGUCUCUUUACGUUCGACUAAAGGACCGACUGGGGCCAGCAAUGACAUUUGAAGAUUACGACACAUGCUUUGUCGGUUUCUUGGAAGGCAGCCGUGUUGACCACGCAGUCGCCGUCUUCAAGGACAUGGUCUCAAUUGGCUGCCUUGCAAGGUCGUUCAUGCGUUGGCAAGUUCAGCAAACGUUGAAACGGCUGAGAGCGAUGUUAAAUGUCAGCAAGAGUCUCGAAGAAGCUAAUAUGGUCGCUCUUUCUGCGAUAUCAGUCCUGCCGCGAGCAUAUCACAAUCACAUCUUUCGACGCUGGAUGAUGCUGACUGUUGCUAAGAACUCACCAGAGUCAGCUGCUCAAUUACUGGAGCUGAUGUUUGAACGCGGUCUUAACCCUGGAGCUUUACAUUUUAACCUGGUCAUCGGAGCAUUGUUACGCUCAGGAACAGAGACAAAUGGCGAAAAGGCGGCGUUAAUGGGCUGGAAAAUGGUCGAAGAAGCCCUUAACACGUCCUCUCUACAAGAUACAGAAUUCCAGCAGUUCUACAGAAUGCAACAUAAGCCAGUUCCUAAGCAAACCGGAGAUCUCGACGGCCCUCUCAUACCUUUUUUCCUGGCCAGGCCUAUCCCGAUGGCAGACGUGACGACCUUUGCACAUCUCAUUCGUCAUCAUACUAGGAACUGGGAAUGGAAUCAUAUUGAAUACCUACAGACCGCUCUCGUUCGACUGGAGAAGCCUCCAAUUGCUCCUCUUUUGAAUGCUUUGAUGAUGGUAGACCUGCGGCGUGUUAAGUAUCAGGAAGUCUGGAACAGAUUUGACUCUAUGACACACCCUCCGUUAGGUUUUCCGCGUGUCGUUCCCAACGGUGGGACCUAUCGAGUCUUAUGGAAGACGCUGAGAUCUGCACUUGGCGAUCACCAUACCUGGGAUUUCGAAUCGCUCCCACAACCACGACAGUUAAUGGCUAUGAUGGUGGAGUGGUGGACAGAGCAUGUAGGAUGGCAUCAAACAGAGAAUUAUCUGCGAGGCCUCACAGGGCCAAAUCGCGAAAUCACCGGCCUGAUCCAGCAUUGUUUCAGCUACACCAAGGAUGUCGCCGGGGCUUUGGUUGCCUUACACGCUCUGAAAACGCGAUUUGGUAUAUUUCCGACCCAACAAACGGCUGAAAUCUUGGUCAAGCAGAUGGCCUGGAUCGAUCUCCGCAGUGAAACCAAAGAAGUCCGAUAUAGCUACAAAACAUCUGGAGUUUUCAUACGCAACGUAGACAAGAUUUCACGAGUUUACCAAGUGCUGCUCCGCCGACGACUAGAACAAUUGGAGAAGACCGGCGUCAAUCUGAUCGAGAUGACAAAACAAGAACGAGGAGAACUAGACUUGAACCUGUUAUCGGAGUUCGUCCGUGUGGUAAUGGUGCGGCAGCAUAGCGCUACAGAAGUGGAGAACAUGAUCGAGGAGGCUAAAAAAGACAUGGGCGUCCCGAAUAUCUCGACCGGCGAUUUGAACAGCUUCGAAGUUUCAUGA